This is a messenger RNA of Mustela erminea (ermine), 6344 nucleotides long. RefSeq names its product stum, mechanosensory transduction mediator homolog (gene STUM). Bases 184 to 609 code for a protein of 141 amino acids. The transcript has 4 exons. Lineage: Eukaryota; Metazoa; Chordata; Mammalia; Carnivora; Mustelidae. The record is from RefSeq and is a predicted model, not a curated record.
CCUCUUCGCCCCGCGCCGGGGUGUGGGCGCGGCGCAGCGCGCGGCAGAAGGCCGGGCGCGUGGGGACGCGGGAGUGCGGGGUUCUCGGCGAGCCGCGCGGCGCCGAAGCACGCUGGCCGCCUGAGCUCGGCGCGGAGCCCGGGGCCCAGAGCCGCCGCCACCCGCCCCUGUGCGCGCCCAGCCAUGGAGCCCUCGCACAAAGACGCCGAGACUGCGGCGGCGGCGGCGGCGGUGGCGGCGGCGGACCCCCGCGCCGCGUCCUCGUCCAGCGGGGUGGUGGUGCAGGUCCGCGAGAAGAAGGGCCCCCUGCGCGCCGCCAUCCCCUACAUGCCCUUCCCGGUGGCCGUCAUCUGCCUCUUCCUCAACACCUUCGUGCCGGGAUUGGGCACGUUUGUCUCGGCCUUCGCGGUGCUGUGUGGAGCCCGCACUGACCUCCCGGACAGGCACGUAUGCUGUGUCUUCUGGCUCAACAUCGCAGCGGCCCUCAUCCAGACCCUCACGGCCAUCGUCAUGGUGGGCUGGAUCAUGAGCAUCUUCUGGGGCAUGGACAUGGUCAUCCUCGCCAUUUCCCAAGGAUACAAGGAGCAGGGCAUCCCACAGCAGCUGUGAGUCGAAGGCGCUGCCGAGAAUUCCAGGGUGGUCCCAUGAGGGCUGCGCCAGGCUGCAGUGGGCACCGGGACCUCACUUGCUCUUCUGCCAUCUCCCGGGGUUGGAGUGGAAGAGGGGGAUUUAAAAAACAUUAUUUAUUUUGAAAACGCAUCUGCUGUUCUUGGCAGGCUGCGAGGCUGCCAGCCCCUCCCCCUGCUCCAGAAAGACACAGGCCCCCAGAGCAUCUCAGGUGGGGUGGAGGGUGGGGAGUGGGGGGCGGUAUCGCGGACAGGGAGGCUGGGAUGCUCGGCUGGCCCCUGCCCUGCAUGUCUCCCUGCCCCCUGCCAGGGUGCCCCAGAGCUGCCAGGCAGGGGCAGGGUUCAGUGGACCCUUCCUCUGGGUCCCCAGCCCCCAUCUGACUGUUUGGUCUCCCUGGGGCCACGCCAGGGCAGGAAUGAGCCAGGGCAGGAGUGAGCACCCAGCCCGGUGUGGAAAGGUCUGCUGUGCCCUCUGCCAUCCCAGGGCUGCCUGGGGACGGGUCCCCAAAAGUUUCUCCUGGCCCUGUGCUCCCUUACUGCAGCCUACCGUUCACCCACCCUCCCUCCUCGCCACUGAAAUCUCUGGGCCUGGGUGUGUUUUGACCUUUGUUUCCCUAGACAGCGGCUGGCGACUCCAUCCCUGGGCAAAAGGGCUUGCCAGGUGUGCAGACGCAGGCUCCCCAGUGCAGGUGUGGGCGAGCACAGGCCUGCUGAGCCUUCACAUUAUACAGAAUACCACGCCUGGUCCAUAGUCCUCCUAAAAUCCUUGGGGCUGGAUGGGUCUCUGAGUUCAGAAAACGUGUAUCUGAGACGGAGUGAGACCCAUUUACCAUGCGUUUCCUAACACCCCCGCAGUCCGGGGCACCUCCCGACCGCCAAGCGCAUGACUGAUUUUGCAGAGAACCCUGUGAAAAGUCAGACUAAUUGGGAUUAAUAAAAACCAUGAAUAGCCUCAGCUUGCUUGGUUCAGGUCAGAUCUUGGCCUAAAUAAGUUAUGGAAGAAAACUUAGCAUUCAAGAGCUUUUGGGGGAUUUAGAAUUGAAAAAAAAAAAUUGUCUGGGGUGGCGGACUUGUUUCUGAAAAUCCCUCUUGCGGGGCCUGGGACUCCUGCUGGGGUCAUGCGGGGAUUCCUCCCUUUCCAAAGGGGUGGUGGGGGCCUUCACAGCGCCUGCCUGCAUGGUUGUUGGGGAGUUGGACCCUGAUGGGGAGGGACUCACGGGAGGUGUUGGGGCCACUGCGGGUUGGGGAUUGCUCUGAAGUGAAGAGAGAGGCCAUUCAAAGUCACGGUGGAUGUCUACACGUCUGUUUUCAUUUGCUUCCUAACAUGGGAAUGGUGAAACUGGGGUACUGGCCCAAAGCUGUUUGCAGAACCUCUUAGACUCCCUGGGAGAGGGCUUUUCUUGUCUGUUGGAGACUCAGAGUAUGGCCAGGGCUGGCGAGGUGCCCUGACUGGCCUUUUCCUGUCGCUGGGUGGGUGUGCUUGGGGAGCCUGCCGCUGGACAGGCCACCUUGCUCCCCAAGCCCACUUCACCUCCCCCGCUGGGCUUUCUGAUAAUCGUCCUGCCAGGGACAUGGGGCCUUGGGCUCCCUGUGGGUUGGGUAGCUCUGGCCCACUGUGGAGACCCAAAUCCCCUGCCCGGAGCUCGGCUGCACUCUCUGAACAGCUGGCUGUGUCUUUUUUUUUCCUGCCCCCCUUCCCUCCCGACCCCAGCCAGGCCUUUGCUGCUGCUGCUGCUGCUUCUUUUGUGCUUGGAAUCCUGUGCAUUUUCAAGGCGUGGGACCAGCUUUGGUUUCAUUCAGAAAGCCAGAGCCUUUUAGAGUGUGAAGAUGGCAUCCCCUGCCCGGUAGACAGUAGGUGGCUGCUGGUGGCGCCCUGGGAGGCUGUGUCAGUGUGGGAGCCUCCCCUGUAGCCAGGUCGGAGGAGCAGUACCCCGCUGCCGUCUUCCCCCACAUGCUUGAAGGGACCACGGGGAGGGACCACGGGCCUCAGGCGCAGCCCCCGCGGUGGAAGCAAGGAUCUUGCAUUCCCUGCUUGGGUGGCUGCUGAGGGGGACAGAAGAGAGAGCAACUUAUGGGGCGUGCUUAGUGGUGAUCCAGACCCGGGUGGGGGUUUCUUGAGUGGACCCCGGUGUGGGAUGGGUAAUACAGGGGUUUGUGGGUUCGGAAGGACGGCUCCCCUCGGCUGCCAGCUGCUUCCGAACUCGAGGGCAUGUCAGCCUCCGGAGGAAGCCCUUCCUGUGGAGCUGAUGUGUGUGAGGAUGGAGGCACCCCCGUCCUCUGAACCCCCAGUCUGUGAGAAUAGCUGCGCGGGAGAACGGCUUGAGAUAGCAGCUCUCUACAUGAGACUGUGGCCUUGGUGUCACCGGCUGAGACCAGGGUCAGGAGGUGAGGAAGGGCCCUGCAGAAGGGUGCCUUCCCUCUGCCGCCCCCGAACCACGUGUCAGCCCCGACGACAAGGACAGCCUCCAGGUGUUGGGCCCUUGACAGGCUUGCUGCGGCUCCUUGGGCCGCCUAUGACCCCUACCAACAAUCCUGGCAGGGGGGACGUGAGUAUGCGGAACUUCCAGAGGGCAGGGCUGAGGCAUUGGGAGAAUAAGGCCCUGAACAUGCAGCUCACGGCCUGUGGCAAAGCCUUGCUGCAGAGGGGAUGAGAUCUCUGAGCCAGAGGGGCCUCUGGAUGGCCUUGCCCGUGGAAGUAGCAGGUGACAGGAAAAGCCUCCUCAGCAAGGACUGGACGGUUCCACCACACACUGUCCUGGGCGGCCCGCCAACCCACAGCCCAGAGCAGGGGUGGGAGCGGGCAGAGGAUUGCUCCCAGCCCUCUGAUCCCCCACGUCCCAGAGGCUUGGCGGGGACUUCAGCCUUGUGCAGACGCCACGAGGACCGAGGAGCAGUGGGGAGCACGCGAACUCAAGAGGGUUGAGAAAGCCACAUGGUCCGAAUUUCCCCAGGAAGGCCAGGGACCUCAGGAAAACGGAACACUGAGCCCCGAGGCCCCAGAGAAUGCCUUCCAGAGUCCUGAGGCGCUGGAGGAGGAAGCCCGGGGUCCACAGAGGUGGUCCUUCUGCGCCAGCCCAGCUUUUUAAACUGCCCCCAAAAUCUACUAUGUUUUCUUUAGUGAACCCCAUCCCUGCGCAGAUGGGGGCGAGUUUGCGAAGGCCACUUGGGGGGGUGGGGCAGGGCCAGCAUGGGGCAGAGCCGAUGUGGGGCCCCAUCCUGUCCUCAGCCCAGAGGCCUUCGUGACCUGGAAAGUUUUCUCUGGUGGUGAUGCGGGCUGCCCGGGCCUAUGGAAUUGGCUUAGGGAUGACUGACCUUGACGUGUCCCCUGGUUGGUGGCGCAGGCCCUUGUUGGCUCCUGUGGUUGGUUUGGUUGGGAGGCUUACAACAGAGAGACUGGAGGCGGACGGGCACCCUCAGAGGUUUCCCAGCCGCGUUGACCAUCCCCAGAGACUGGGACCUCGCAGGGGCGGGGGUGUUGUGUGAGCUGCUCCCCAUGAACCCGCCUGAGGCUGAACAAAGCCAGAGCUCCUUCUACUCAGGGGUCCCCUAGGCUGGAAAGGGGUAGCUCUUGCAAGCGGGGCCCUGUGAUCCUUUGUGUGUGCAGCAAGCACCCAGCAUGCCUGCUGCGGCCUGAGGGGGGCUCCCAGGGGGCAGCUCUGGGGUCGCCUCACCUGCUCUUCCCGCCGUGCAGGUGAAACAGCAAGGUGAGCGGAGGCAGGAGGCCGGGCUGUGGGAGGGGAGGCUGGGGGCUGCCUGAGCUGGGGGCUGCUGGUUGGGGUCCUGCGAUUCUCACCUGUUGGGCUCUGAGAACUUGUGAACGUUCGCGGGGUCACGGAGGCAUGCAAGCACGGCUCUACUGGACAAUCUGCCCUAAUCUAAUCCCUGUGCUGCUGGGGAGCCCUGUGCCCCAAACACUAGGGCCAGUUCCAGCUCAGUGCUUUCUCUCCUCCCGUCUUGUGCCUCAGCUGGACCAUCUGUACGCGAGGCAGCCAAUGCCAGUCCCAUUUCUGUCAGAGCAGAGGCCUUGGAGGAUGGCCCCAGGGCCCCGCAGAGGCAGAGGCUGAGGCCAUGGGCCCCGUCGACUGGGAAAUGGCCACACUGGAGCCGGGACUCUUUCUAGUGAUAGACACUGCGCUCUCUCCCCUCCUGAUUCUGUCGCAUGGGCAGGCGGAUGAUAGGGCCGUCUUUGCAGGUGUCCUGAGUUUCCAGUACAAGUUGUCUCUCUGGACUUAAUCCCCAGUUCUGUCCCCGUCUGCCUGGAUUUGCCAGCAUGCCGGCCACCCGCAGGCCAGGCCACUGGCACCCUAGGCAGGCAGAAGCACAGACAUAUGCACACUCCCUUACAUAUGUGUGUGUACUCCCCCCACCCCAAACACAUGUUCACAGCCCCUCCAGCUGCUGGGUGAGGGCAGGACUCAGGGUUGGGACCUUGACAUCCACAGAGGGUCCCCUCACACCGCCCAGGAGCCGUACCUCCAGCAUGGGCCCUGGCAGGUGGCACUUGUCCUCAUCACCCAACACGGCCCAGAUGCACACAGUUCACUUGAUCCCGAAGGGCCUCUGUGCCUGGAGCUCUUCCUCCCAAGGUCCAUGGUUCCACACCCCCAGCCACCAAACCCGGCUGGCCUUCGUGGGAGGAACGACAUGGGUCUCCCAGAGAGGAGGGGACCAUGAUCCCUUUCUGGGCUCUUCUGUGGCUGCAGAUAGUCCUCCCUACCGUCCUCCCCGCCCCCCAGCCCUGGCCUCAGGAUGUGAAGCAGUGAGGAGAGACAGGCAAGGUCAUACCCACCCCACUUUCUGGGUGAGCCUCUGGCUAGUGUCCCAACCAGGGAGCUGUCGGCGGUGGCCCUAAGUGACCAGGGCGUGCCAUGAGAACACUUGGCUGGCCCUUUGCACGGGCUAAGGUAAACAUGCCGUUGUAAAUGGUGCCAAAUUUUUGAAAACAAAGUACAUUAAAAAAAAAAAGAAACACUGAUUCUGUGCAUAUUAGCUGAAUUUAUAUUUGGAUGAGUGUUGUGCCGUGAUUUAUAGUUUUCAAUACGUGAGCGACUUUGGGUCUCUCUUCCUCCUGUUGAAAGAAUUGCUGUCCAUUUCUCUUGUUCUCUGCCAAGACCCUCUCCCAAACCUCCCAGGGCUUCCUCAUUUUAUCUCUGUCCAGACCCAUGGGGGUCACCCCCCACCCCCAGCUGCUGCCCCUGGGAUCCUCGCCGGCCAAGGGGUUCUUCAGCCCAUCCCAGUGACUGGAGCCUCCAUCGGUUAUACAAGAGGAAGAAAUUCUCCAGCUGGGGACCUAGAGAAGCUUCCAGACUUGCAGUCUGGGGCCCAGGCCAGUCUGUGGCUUGGCCUUCCCCGCACCCUCAGAACCCAGCCGCCACCAGUCCCACCUCCCGACUGCCACUGGCCAGGUCCUCACAGCCCCUGGAGGCGCAGGGCAGGGUCCUGACCUCCCCGGUGCCCCACCAGCUUCGGAAGUCCCAGCUCAAGCCCCGUGGUCAUCCAUGUAAUGGGAAACAGUGUGCAUGACCGUCUAAACCUGUGUGUACAUAUCUCCGUGUACAUAUUUAUAUUCUGAUUAUAAAUAUACAAAGCAUGGCAUCUCUUUGGCAUUCCAAGUUUGUGUUUUUUAAAUCUUGGAAAUAAGGCUUUAGGAACUUUUUCUUCCUUUCCCUCUUUUCUAUGUAAUAAACAUUCAUGUGACCUUUCUGGUGGCUUCUCAAA